This is a messenger RNA of Talaromyces atroroseus, 837 nucleotides long. RefSeq lists its product as hypothetical. NCBI's taxonomy places the organism in Eukaryota, Fungi, Ascomycota, Eurotiomycetes, Eurotiales, Trichocomaceae. The transcript has a single exon. Bases 1 to 837 code for a protein of 278 amino acids. The record is from RefSeq and is a predicted model, not a curated record.
AUGCCAAAGAUAUCCCCAAAUCUAGGCACUGUCUCGUCAUACACACCUGCACGGCUAUUCCCUAAUGGCUGCACAGUAUGCACUCGAUGCCAUGAGUCAUUCCUAAGCCAUGAUGGGUCGUAUGAGAAGCAUGUCGAAGAAUCACUUGACCACCAUCUUUGCCCUCUCUGUGACUACAAAAAGGACUUCGCCACAUUCACCGCGCUGCAAGAUCAUUUUGAGAUGGACCACCUUUGGUGUGAGGCAUGCAACUGGUAUGCCCCAUCUGCCGAAGGACUAGAGAAUCAUUUUGUGCAUAGACAUAUGAUGUGCAAGGUGUGCAAGCAGACCUUCAGGGGGUUGAAUGAGCUGACAGGCCAUGCAAAUUCUCAUCGUCCUCUGACUGUCUCCUGCUUCCUGUGUCGAGAAGCCUUUGCUCUCAGGUCCGCUGCCUUCAAUCAUAUCGAGUCAGAGAUGUGCCAAGGUGGAGCGCUCAGGGAAGAUGUACGACGCGUCGUGAGGGAGUUCCUGGCACAGUCCCCUCAAACAAGAGGGUACCACAUACCAGACAACCGUCUGUUUAGUUGCCAGGGCUGCCAGAAGAGUUAUGGAUGCUUGAGCGACCUGUUGCAGCACGUCGAGACUAGAGGAUGCUUUGAGGGAUAUUGUAAAGGUACUGGCAUGAUCGAGCACAUGGUGCAAUAUGUACAGAUGAACUUGAAGGCCACCAUUGAGCGUCGAAAGAACCGGGGGAUCGAACAGCAACAGCAACAGCAACGGCGUCCGGUGGCAAUGACAAUUCCUAGGGGUGCCGCAAAUCAUCCCCGGGUUCGUAUGCUGCGAACCGAGCAAUUUUGA